Molecule: messenger RNA, 2205 nt
Organism: Uloborus diversus
Lineage: Eukaryota; Metazoa; Arthropoda; Arachnida; Araneae; Uloboridae
Gene: Hacl
Product: 2-hydroxyacyl-CoA lyase 1-like
Exons: 17
Coding region: 82-1794 (570 amino acids)
Biological process (GO): fatty acid alpha-oxidation
Cellular component (GO): peroxisome
Molecular function (GO): magnesium ion binding; catalytic activity; thiamine pyrophosphate binding
Source: RefSeq, a predicted model, not a curated record
UUCGAAAUUGCAGACGAAUUUCCUCUUUUUCCUAUGGAAUGAAAUUUAGUCGUUUUCCUUGUUGUUGCCUUGUUUCAAAUUAUGGAUACGACGGAAACAGCUCUUUCUGUCAUUGCUAAAUCCCUGAAGUCCCAAGGGAUUCAGUAUGCAUUUGGUGUUGUUGGGAUUCCUGUAGUAGAGGUAGCUUCUGCUUUGCAAGAAGUAGGAAUAAAAUACGUUGGAAUGAGAAAUGAACAAGCGGCAUCUUAUGCAGCUGGUGCUAUUGGGUACCUCACAAAAAAACCAGGUGUUUGUCUUGUUGUUUCUGGCCCAGGUUUGAUACAUGCUCUGGGUGGGAUGGCCAAUGCUCAAGUGAAUGGAUGGCCAAUGAUUGUGAUUGGUGGAUCAUGUGACCGUGAUCAAGAAGGCCUUGGAGGCUUUCAAGAAUUUCCACAGGUAGAAACUUGUCGCUUAUAUAGCAAAUAUUCAUGUCGUCCAUCAGAUGUCAGCUUGAUUCCAUUUCAUAUAGAAAAGGCUGUCCGAGAAAGUACAUAUGGUAGACCUGGAGCAUGUUACAUUGACUUGACAGGUGAUAUAAUUAAUCAAGAAGCAAAUCAAUCAAAGAUCAUUUAUCCUUUAAAAUGUCCAGAUCCACCAAGUGCUGUGGCUCCACCAACAAUGAUAAGCUCUUUAGCUGAUGUGUUGACCUCUGCAGUAAAGCCAUUGGUAAUCAUUGGGAAAGGUUGUGCGUACAAUGGAGCAGAAGAUUCUUUGACACGUUUAAUCCAAAACCACAAGCUCCCGUUUUUACCCACUCCCAUGGGUAAAGGUGUUGUUUCCGAUUUUAGUCCAUUUUGUGUGGCAUCUGCAAGAUCCAGAGCUCUUGCUGAAGCUGAUGUUAUAUUAUUACUUGGAGCAAGGCUUAAUUGGAUUCUACACUUUGGCAGACCCCCAAGGUUUAAUCCAAAUGUCAAAAUCUUACAGGUUGACAUUCACAUGGAGGAGCUUCAUAGCAGCAUUCAAAGUCAAGUGGCAGUUGCAGGAGACAUUGAAGCGAUAGUGAAACAAAUUUCCAAUGAAUUGGAAAAGCGUCAUUGGAGUUUUAAUACAGAUUCACUUUGGUGGGAAUAUUUGAAUAAAAAGAAAUCGGAAAAUGCCCUAGCUGUUAAAGAAAUGAUUUCUGACAAAUCUCUUCCUUUGAACUACUAUGCUGCUUACCAGGAGAUUCAGAAUUUGAUUCCAAAAGAUUCUGUUAUCAUAAACGAAGGGGCCAACACUAUGGACAUUGGUAGAACCAUGUUGCUUAACAGUUUACCGAGACACAGGUUAGAUGCCGGUACAUUUGGUACGAUGGGAGUAGGUCUAGGAUUUGCCAUUGCUGCUGCUCUGUGGUGUCAAGACUAUGCACCACAAAAGAGAGUAGUUUGUGUCCAAGGAGAUAGUGCUUUUGGUUUUUCAGCAAUCGAAAUGGAAACCAUUUGUAGAUAUCAACUUCCAAUUAUUGUCAUCAUCUUGAAUAAUAAUGGAAUUUAUUCGGGAUUAGAUGAAGAGAGCUUUAAAAUGCUUGAUGAGUAUGAUGUGCAUCUUGCUCUAUGUAUUCCUCCUACAAGUCUUCUACCUGGAGCCAAAUAUGAAAAAAUAACAGAAAUGUUUGGUGGCAAAGGCUAUUCAGUACAGUCUACUGAACAAUUACAGCAUGCUCUAAAGGAAGCACUUUCUUCGUCUAGCCAACCUGCAGUAAUUAAUGUCUCAAUAUGUCCAACUGCACAAAGGAAACCACAGGACUUUCCUUGGUUGACAAGAGCCAAAUUAUAAUUCAAAUUUCAUGUUUGAUGGCUAUAAGAGUUUAAAACAUAUCAUUGUGAUCAAAAAAUAUCAAGUAUUGAUGGAAAAUGUAUUUUUUCAAUUGAAUUAUUGUAUCAAUUGUGUGUUUGUAUAAAAUGAAAAUGUGUGCAAUAAUGUAAAGAAACUCUUUAAUGAUUCUAAAUUAUGAAACUUUUAGAAAGUAAAACAUUCCUUCUGAUCUCACUAUUGUUUUAUACUUACAUUUUUUUAUGAAAACUUUUAAACAUGUGGAGCAAUGUCACUCUAAUGAGUAUAAAAAUGAAAUGUUAUAAGCAUUAUUUUUAAAUUAAUAAUUUUAAGAAAAUAUAAGACCUUUUACAUUUGUAAUUAGAAAUAUUCAAAAAAUGUUAAUUUUAUUUAUGUAUUUGUUAUGUAUGAAAC